AUGGCAAGUCAAGAUGUUGCAUCGAUGGUGCAAGGGAGCGGAGCAUACGCUUCACCACGCCAGGAGGUCAUCAUCCACAGGACCGUGCGGGACGUUGGCGGGGCCAAUUGGCUGGUCCUCACACGCACAAACUACGGCGAAUGGGCGGUGCUGAUGAAGGUCAAGUUGCGUGCGCGCAAGCUUUGGCGGGCCAUCGAGGAAGGCACCGAGGAUGAAGAAGAGGACUGCGCAGCGAUGGAAGCGAUUCUGUCCGCUGUGCCUCACGAGUACGUGGAGUCGCUGGGCGCAAAGGACUCCGCAAAGGCUGCUUGGGACGCCCUCAUGGCCAUGCGCAUCGGGUCUGAUCGCGCAAAGAAGGCGAAGGCGCAGCAGUUGCGGCGGGAGUACGAGGCGCUGGCAUUCCGCGACGGCGAGGCAGUGGAGGAUUUCUCGCUCCGUUUGCAGUCGCUCGUCAGUCAGCUGGCGGCACACGGCGUCACCAUCACCGACGAGGAGGCGGUCGCAAAAUAUUUGCGCGUCGUGCCGCCUAAGUAUGCCCAGAUAGCGCUCUCCAUCGAGACGUUGAUCGACAUGUCCACCCUCACGAUUGAGGAUGUGACUGGGCGCUUGGGGGUAGUGGAUGACCGCGUGGAGACGGCGACGAUAUCUACCAGCGACAAGUUACUACUGCCCGAGGAAGAAUGGGCAGCUCAUAUGCACGAGCGGCGACCCGGGGAAGGCUCCUCUAACCGUGGCGGCUACGGCAAGCACCGUGGCAAGGCCCCGCAGAAGAAGAAGGAUGGCAACAACGCACGUCCGAUCGAUAAGGACACUUGUCGACGCUGCGGGAAGACAGGGCACUGGGCCCGAGAUUGCAAGAAUCCUAAGAAGGAGAAGAGGGAGGCGCACCUCGCGCAGGUGGACGACGAGGAGCCAGCUCUUCUCAUGGCAACGACCUGCAAGUUGCACGACGUCGAGCCAGAGUUGGAGGAAGUCAAGGCGGCAGCUACAGAGCAAGGGAAGGCACUGCAGGCCGUUCACCUCGACGAGUCGAGUGCCCAAGUCCACCUUGGACGAAUGGGCGGUGGCAUGGAGCAGAGGUGGUACCUGGACUCCGGCGCCAGCAACCACAUGACCGGCUCCAAGGAGGCCUUCUCCGAGCUUGAUGACGGCGUGACAGGGACGGUGAAGUUCGGCGACGGCUCGAAGUUGCGUUCAAGCAUCAUCAGCAUCGGGCAACUGGACGAGCACGGCUGCGAGGUGCUUGUCAAAGGCGGCGUGCUAAAGCUCCAGGACCAGGAACAGCGGCUGCUGGCUAAGGUCCAACGUUCCCGGAACCGCCUUUACCUCCUCGACUUGAAAGUGGAGCAACCUGUGUGCUUGGCGGUACGACACACUGAGGAGCCAUGGCUAUGGCAUGCUCGUUUCGGCCAUUUGAGCUUCGACGCACUCGGUCGGCUGAGGAAUAUGGUGCGCGGGCUCCCGCACAUCGAGCACGUAGGCGAGCUGUGCGAUAGCUGCCUAGCAGGGAAGCAGAGGCGGCUGCCUUUUCCAAAGGCGACCAAGUAUCAUGCGGCGGACGUCCUCGAGCUCGUCCACGGCGACCUCUGCGGGCCGAUCACGCCGGCUACGCACGGCGGAAGACGCUACUUCCUGCUGCUCGUGGACGACUGUAGUCGUUACAUGUGGUUGCAUCUCCUGACGAGUAAGGAUCAGACGACGGAGGCGAUCAAACAGUUCCAGACGCGGUCUGAGGCAGAGUCCGGGAAGCGGCUGCGCGUACUAAGAACGGAUCGCGGUGGUGAGUUCACAUCUGUGGAAUUUGCCGCGCAGCCUGACGUCUCGUUUCUGAGGACGUUCGGGUGCAUUGGCCAUGUGAAGAAGACGAAGCCCUUCCUGUCCAAGCUUGAGGAUAGGAGCACACCGAUGGUGUUCCUAGGCUACGAGGAGGGGAGCAAGGCCUAUCGGCUCUACGAUCCACGUGGAGGCAAGGGUGUGGUCUCGCGAGAUGUGGUGUACGACGAAAUGGCGGCGUGGGAUUGGGAGAAUCCUGGCACGGGGGAAGCCCGUGGCGUCGGCGGUACGUUUGUCAUCGAGCAUUUGGUGAUCCACGGAGGAGGAGAUGCGGGAUCAGAGGAGCCAGCUGCGGACGCGCCAAGUCCAGCAACUGUGGUUGCGUCAGUUAAGCCGCAAAGUCCGGCCAUGGGCACGGGCGAGGAGUCUCCACCAGCAGCUGCGCACACGCCCCCACCACAGUCCCCUGCUGCGGCAGGACAGGGGACACCUCCAGCGACGACAGUUGAGUUCACCUCUCCUCCAAGCAACAUCGACGAGUAUGUGGAUGCCUUCCACGAUGGUGAGGAAGUGAGGUUUCGCAGGAUGGACAACCUCGUUGGCAACUCGGUUGUACCAGGCUUGGCAAGCCGAUUACUCGAAGAUCAGGAGCUGCUCUUCGUCAGCGCAGAGGAGCCAUCGACUUUCGCGCAGGACGAGCGCGAUGCUAGUUGGAGACGAGCUAUGCUAGAGGAGAUGAAGGCGAUCGAGGAAAAUGAGACGUGGGAGCUCGUCGAUCCACCUCCAGGCUGUCAUCCAAUCGGCCUCAAAUGGGUCUACAAGGUCAAGCGGGACGAAAGUGGCGCCAUAGUCAAGCAUAAGGCGCGCCUCGUUGCUCGCGGUUUCGUCCAGCGUAAGGGCAUCGACUUUGAGGAAGUUUUUGCACCAGUGGCACGCAUGGAGUCAGUUCGCCUACUGCUGGCCAUGGCAGCAGCGAAGGACUGGCGCAUUCAUCACCUGGACGUGAAAUCGGCCUUCCUCAACGGCGAGCUAGCGGAGACUGUCUACGUCAAGCAAGCCCCGGGCUUCGCCGUCAAGGGAGAGGAGCACAAGGUGUUGCGAUGCGAAAGGCACUCUAUGGGGUGCGACAAGCCCCGCGAGCGUGGAACGCCAAGCUCGAUGUCACCCUGGGAAGAGCUCAUCGUCGGCGUGUAUGUGGAUGACUUGAUCAUCACCGGGGCAAGAGAAGGGGACAUCAACGGCUUCAAGCGCGAGAUGGCAGCUCGUUUCCGCAUGAGCGAUCUCGGGCAGCUCUCCUACUACCUCGGCAUCGAGGUGAAGCAGGGGAGAGACUCCAUCACUCUCUGCCAGCGUGGGUAUGCGAGGAAGCUGUUGGAGCGGAGCGGCAUGGCUGACUGCAAAUCAUGCGCGACUCCGAUGGAGGAGCGGCUGAAGCUGACAAAAGCCAGCACCGCGGCGAAGGUGGAUGCAACACUCUACCGGAGUAUCGUCGGCGGGCUACGCUACCUAGUCCACACGAGGCCAGAUAUCGCAUUCGCCGUGGGCUAUGUCAGCCGCUUUAUGGAGGACCCUCGAGAGGACCAUUGGGCUGCAGUAAAACGGCUGUUGCGCUAUGUCAAGGGGACAGUGGAUCAGGGCAUCAUUUUCCCCAAGACCGGCGACGGAAGUGAGCUGCGGCUCACGGUUUUCAGCGAUGCAGACAUGGCAGGCGACAUUGAUGGGCGGAAGAGCACCUCCGGUGUGCUCGUCUUCCUUGGAUCGGCCCCAAUCUCAUGGCAGUCGCUGAAACAGAAGAUUGUGGCGCUGUCUACGUGCGAGGCGGAGUACGUGGCGGCAGCCACAACGGCAUGUCAGGUGGUCUGGCUGCGUCGGUUGCUGGGCGAACUGACCGGCAAGGAAGCUCGUCCACCAGCUCUGAUGGUGGACAACCAGCCUGCCAUUGCCCUUGCAAAUAAUCCAGUCCUCCAUGAUCGGAGCAAGCACAUCGAUACCCGUUUUCACUUCAUCCGUGAUUGUAUCAAUGAAGGACAUAUUGUUUUGGAGUUUGUCGAAUCCGGACGACAACUCGCAGACAUCCUUACCAAGCCACUCGGCCGUCUUCGGUUCAUGGAGCUAAGGACCAAGAUUGGAAUGGUGGGAAACAAGCAAGAACAGCAGGAUUAG
Messenger RNA from Striga hermonthica, 3936 nucleotides. The record is from the annotation of a GenBank genome assembly. NCBI's taxonomy places the organism in Eukaryota, Viridiplantae, Streptophyta, Magnoliopsida, Lamiales, Orobanchaceae.